CGUGACCCACAGAUCACAAGAGCUCCGAUCGAGUACCUUGGCACACACAUAUAUAUCCUGAGCCUUGCCUUCCUACUGAGCGUAGCUCGCUCGACCGCUAGCAAGCUAAGGCGCCAAGCAAGACACCCGAUGGCCGGAAGGAAGCAGGUGAGCUACGCGGUCGCCGUCGCCGUCGCCGUCGCGCUGGUGGCUAUGCUGGUAGUGGCGACCGCGGCGGAGGACAACUGCGGCAUCAGAGACAAGGGCGCGGUGAUGAGUGCGUGCUUGUCCUACUGCGCAUACGGUAGCAAGGAGCACCAGUGCUGCGACCCCCUGAGACAGGCCGACGUCGCAUGCCUCUGUCGCAACUACUGGAGCGCGCUCCAGAAGUCGCGCUACGCCAGCUGCGCCAACAAGAUCGAGUCCAAGUGCGGCAUCAGGUGCUAGUCAUGCUAUAGACGUAUCGAUCUAUGCACGUACCCUUUUUAUGAUUUGCAUCGUGUUUAAAAUCAGUGUGUAAUAGUAUUUAAGGACGUCGUGGAAGUAUAUGUACCGUGUUGUGGGUCUACCGAUUUGCAUUCUAAUAAAAAGCUCUUUAAUUUA
Phragmites australis (common reed) is the source of this 582-nucleotide messenger RNA. RefSeq lists its product as uncharacterized. The record is from RefSeq and is a predicted model, not a curated record. The transcript has a single exon. NCBI's taxonomy places the organism in Eukaryota, Viridiplantae, Streptophyta, Magnoliopsida, Poales, Poaceae. The coding region runs from base 130 to 426 and encodes 98 amino acids.